GACUACUUCUGAUCGUCGAUCCGAAUCCAGUCACAACUCAAAAACAAUUAGGCAUGACUGAUCAGUCGGUGUCUGUUACUGUACUCCACCCUCUCCUUCUCCUUCUCAUCUCAUCUUCUCUCCCACUACUCGUCUUCUCCGACGCCCAAAUCUGCACCCCUCACGACCAAAGACUCCUCCAGACAAUCAAUAAAUCCUUUGAUACCCAGUGGUUCGACUACAGAUGCGACCCUACGACCAAGCGCGUCACCCAGCUCUCCAUCUCCCAAGCAACCAUCUCCGGUGGGAUUCCGCCGGCCAUUGGCAAACUCUCUAGCCUCGAAUCCUUAAACCUCUUCGUGGUAAACAACCUCACUGGCCCCAUUCCUUCUUUCAUCGGAAAAUUACGCAACCUCAAGCAAUUCACCAUCUACUCCACCAAUAUCUCCGGACCCAUCCCUGCUUUCCUCAGCCGUCUCACAAAGCUUGAGGGUCUCCAUUUGUCAAACAACCAGCUCUCAGGACCACUCCCGGCUUUUCUCAGUGAUCUCCCCAAAUUGAUUUGGAUAAAUCUCGAUAACAACAGGUUCUCCGGAAGCAUCCCCCACUCGUUUGGGAAAUUCAAUGACAGUCUCACUGUCUUGGACCUGUCUUACAACCAGCUAUCCGGUAAGAUCCCCGAAUCUUUAGGUAGAUUCAACUUCCAGAUGAUCUAUCUUUCAAAUAACAAGCUCGUCGGGGAUGCUUCGAUGUUAAUCAAAGCGAACGAGACUGUGGAAGGUGGUAUCAGGAUCGAUUUGUCGGGGAAUUUACUGAACUUUAAUCUGUCCAAGGUGAGCUUCCAUAGGAACUUGAUGUACUUGGAUUUGUCGCGAAACAGGAUUUGGGGGACCAUUCCCAACCAGAUCACCGAAUUAUCGUUUCUGGACUACUUCAAUGUGAGUUAUAAUCGGCUGUGUGGAAAGAUUCCGUUCGGUGGGAGGGUGCAGAUAGCCGGAGUUUUUGACCAUAAUCAGUGUUUGUGUGGUUCUCCCCUCCCGGAGUGCAAGUAGACUGGCCGGCGUAAUGAAAUUUUCGGGUGUAUUAAAUUUGGUGUGAGGGAGGGAAUAAGUUCUCAAAAUCACUCAUAAGUCAGAAAUAUCAACUAUGGAAGUAUAGAUAUGGUUGACAAGAAGAAAAUAUUUCAUUUUGGCAAUGUGAUGUAUUUAGCCUACAAAUGUUGACUAGUUUGUUUGUUUGUUUGUUACGUUUGAGUUCCACCGCGUAGGCGCGUACGACCAUCUGCCUUUCAAAACCCGGCCACCUAAUUAGCGAUGAACAUGGGCCGGAACGGGUUAAGCAUUUUUAGGGCUGUCAUGACCCGCCCCAGCCCAUACCUAGAGCCUAAUAAUAUGAAUGAGAAUGGGCCUGGGCCGGCAUCCGAGUUUGUUUGUAUAAAAUUUUAGGGUAGAUUACAAAUAUAUUGUACUUUUGGGGUAGUGAUAGAUAGGUAUUUUGAAUUUUCAAUUGCAACAGUUAGAAUAAUCUGAACUCUCAAAACUAGACAUUAUUACAUAAUGUCAAAAAUACCCUUCUCAUGUAUUUUUGAGAUUAUUUUGUGGAAUAAAAUCAUCACCAAAGAAUGCUAUCGUCGGAAAA
Molecule: messenger RNA, 1617 nt
Organism: Nelumbo nucifera (sacred lotus)
Lineage: Eukaryota; Viridiplantae; Streptophyta; Magnoliopsida; Proteales; Nelumbonaceae
Product: polygalacturonase inhibitor-like
Molecular function (GO): protein binding
Source: RefSeq, a predicted model, not a curated record